Messenger RNA from Synchiropus splendidus (mandarinfish), 2094 nucleotides. It is a transcript of the gene hnf4g, whose product is annotated as hepatocyte nuclear factor 4, gamma. Gene Ontology annotation, biological process: regulation of transcription by RNA polymerase II; anatomical structure development; cell differentiation. Lineage: Eukaryota; Metazoa; Chordata; Actinopteri; Syngnathiformes; Callionymidae. The transcript has 11 exons. Gene Ontology annotation, molecular function: zinc ion binding; RNA polymerase II cis-regulatory region sequence-specific DNA binding; nuclear steroid receptor activity. Bases 110 to 1381 code for a protein of 423 amino acids. The record is from RefSeq and is a predicted model, not a curated record. Gene Ontology annotation, cellular component: nucleus.
AAUGAUAGGCUGCUUAGCACUCCCCAAACUUCGCUUUUAAUCUUCAAAUCCGUUUGCCAUUGUAAGGGUCACUGAGGCUAAUGUUGCUGUGAGGGCUGCUCCUUUGUCGAUGUACAUCUUACGGACGGAAAUCAGAACUAAAGAGAGCAUGCCGACAGAGCCCAGCGUACCUGGUCCAGACGGGGUCAACAGUAACUGCGCCAUCUGUGGAGACAAGGCCACAGGGAAACACUACGGAGCGUCCAGCUGCGACGGCUGUAAAGGUUUCUUCAGACGCUCCAUCCGGAAGAGCCACAUCUACACCUGCAGGUUCAGUCGACAAUGCGUUGUUGAUAAGGAUAAGAGGAACCAGUGUCGUUUCUGCCGACUCAACAAAUGCUUCAGGGCUGGCAUGAAAAAAGAGGCGGUCCAGAAUGAGCGGGAUCGGAUCAGCUCCAGAAGGAGUAUUCCUGAUUCCCAAGACAUUCCCCCCAUCACAACUCUAGCGCAAGCAGAAUCCCUGUCUCAACAGAUCACGGCUCCAGUUGUUAUAACAGACCUGUCGGAGCAGAAAUCGGCCACCAUCAGCGACGUGUGUGACUCCAUGAGACAGCAGCUGCUGGUUCUAGUGGAGUGGGCCAAAUACAUUCCUUCGUUUGGGGAACUUCCACUGGAUGACCAGGUGAGCCUGCUGAGGGCACAUGCGGGUGAACACCUUUUGCUCGGGGUUGCCAAAAGGUCAAUGGCUUUCAAAGACUUCCUGCUCUUAGGUAAUGGUUGCGUGAUCCACAAAAACAGCCCCGAACCUGAACUCUGUCGAGUUGCCAACCGAGUCCUGGACGAGCUGGUCCACCCGUUUCAGGAGAUCCAGAUAGACGACAACGAGUACGCAGCUCUAAAGGCCAUCGUCUUCUUUGACCCAGAUGCAAAGUCUUUGCGAAACCCCUCCAAGAUCAAGGCUGUCCGUCAGCAGGUACAGAUGAGUCUGGAGGACUACAUUAAUGACAGACAGUAUGACUCCAGGGGUCGUUUUGGAGAGCUGUUACUCCUGCUGCCCACCCUGCAGAGCAUCACAUGGCAAAUGAUCGAGCAACUCCAGUUCAUUAAGCUCUGCGGCCUGGCCAAGAUCGACAACCUGCUGCACGAGAUGCUGCUGGGAGGUUUCAACACAGAGCCGACACACUUGCACCACUCGGCACACACCCAGCUGGCUCAAGACCCUGUGACUGGACACACGUUGGUCAUCAGCAGCAUGCCGAUCACACACUCCACGCAGAUUUCUUCUCCAGACACUCCCAUCCCAUCACCUCCACAGAGCUCAUCCACCGAGAUCUACAAACAUUUCUCACAGUCUCUCUGUCCUCCAGCCAGCCCCUCACCGUCCACACAAACAGACCACUGACCUCGCUCUCAGCUGCAGCUUUGCCACCUCGAUUUCUGCUGCAGAAGUCUGAAUGAAUCAAAUGGUGGCGUGUUUAACAAAUCUCAUACAGCAAUAACACUCUUCUGAUCAUGUGCAGUGGACAGACUCAAUAGAGGGAGGGCGGAGGGGCGAUAAGGGUUUUGUGAUUUUAAUUUUGAUUUAGUUUUGCAUGACAUUGUACUGAUAUAAAUAUUUUUGAAAAAUGAAAUGCUCUUUUAACCACAUUGUAAAUAUUCUGAAAAAUGUAGCUUCACUUUUUUUUUUUUUUACAUUUGUAAAAGUAUAUUAGCUUUUGAUCACUGCCUUAAGUUAAGAAAAAAUAAUACAUUUGAUAAGCAUUUUGAUUGAAGUAUAAUAUGAAUUAAAAGAUGAUUUAAGAAAAGAAAUCUUGCUUGUUUUGGAUGAGAAUUGGAGGAGUGGGCAACAAUAUUAAAAGCAGCUAAGAGAGAGAAUGUAUACUGAUGUGCAACAAGAUGAUGAGCACUUUUGUGACGUGGUCCAAGGAAGGAAAAUCUGGUGACAUCUGAUCUGGUCUGUGGAAAACAGACUUGUCAUUCACUCUGAUCCAACAGACAAGUCCGACUGUGGUGAAUAUCGGUGUUGACUUGGGGGCUCCAUGGGAGUGCACUGAAAAAUGUCAAAUGAAUAAGUAAAUCCACACAAUAAUGAUGAUGAUAAUAAUACUAAUAAUA